Trichogramma pretiosum is the source of this 2103-nucleotide messenger RNA. RefSeq names its product zinc finger protein 260-like. Gene Ontology annotation, cellular component: chromosome. Gene Ontology annotation, molecular function: chromatin insulator sequence binding. NCBI's taxonomy places the organism in Eukaryota, Metazoa, Arthropoda, Insecta, Hymenoptera, Trichogrammatidae. Gene Ontology annotation, biological process: regulation of transcription by RNA polymerase II. The transcript is spliced from 3 exons. The record is from RefSeq and is a predicted model, not a curated record. Bases 73 to 2103 code for a protein of 676 amino acids.
UGCUCUUCGACGCAGUUAGCUCGAAAAUCGUUGUAAAAUUGUAAUUGAUAUCGAAAUUUCAAUGGGUUUAAGAUGGAAUACUGUGGUUUGUUCGAUUGUGCAGACAGAGUUAAAGAGGAGCCUAAGGACGUGCUGCCUAAUGAGAAUGAUUGGGAUACGAUUGACGAAAAACCAGAUCUUAAAAACUUCCAACUCUUACCAUCUUUGCAAGAAAAUACCAUCCUUACUCUUCGAAAGUAUGCCGAGAAUCAUGAACGUAAACUCGAUGACGAAGUGGAAAUAAUCGUAGAAUGUGAAGAUGUCAAGCUUAACAUGGAUUUAUUCAAAGUCGAAAAAUUUGACAUCGAUUUUCAAAAUCUCUUGCAGGGUAGAAAGAAUAAUGAUGGUUGUAAAACCCAAAACGUAGUUAAAAUGGAACCCACGGAGGAAGUACAACAGGCAUCUUUUGUGAACACCGCAGAAGAAUCGAAUUUGAAUUUGGUCUGUAAACGUGGCGAACAAAAUAAAACAAGAAAAAUAACAAAAGAGUUGAACAACGAACGUAACCACAAAAGACACCAAGGUACGAUGCAUAAUGCUAGAACUUACAUAUGUGAAACAUGCGGCAAAAAUUUCGCAUCUCAGGGCAAUCUGAACAAGCAUGUCAUAUCAGUACAUAAUUAUACUACCCACUCAUGUGAUACAUGUGGCAAGAAAUUUGCGCAAAAAGGUAAUCUUAAAAUCCACAUCGAUUCAGUGCACAAUGGUGUCAGACAUGUAUGUGACAUUUGCGGAAAUGUGUUCAAACGAAAACAGCUUCUCAAAAUCCACAUCGAGUCGGUGCAUCAAAAAAUCAGGCAUCCAUGUAAUAUAUGCCAAAAUACAUUCUCAAAAAGGAGUAGUCUCAGAAAGCACAUCGUUUCCGUGCACAACAAAAUCACGCAUGCAUGUGAUAUAUGCCAAAAUACAUUCUCAGGCAAGAACAGUCUUAAAAAACAUAUUGAUUCGAUGCAUAGUGGUAUCACACAUGCAUGCGACAUUUGCGGAAAUGUGUUAAAACGAAAAGAUGAUCUCAAAAAACACAUCGAUUCGGUUCACAAUCGAGUGCGGCAUGUAUGUGACAUUUGUGGAAAGACAUUCACACAAAAAAGUAAUCUCAAUACUCACAUCGAGUCGGUGCAUAAGAAAAUUACGCAUCCAUGUGAUGCAUGCCAAAAGAUAUUCUCAAAAAAGAGUAAUCUCAAAACUCACAUCGAUUCUGUGCAUAAUAAAAUCACGAACACAUGCGAUAUAUGCCAAAAGACAUUCUCAGAUAAGAGUUAUCUAAAAAAACACAUCGAUUCAAUGCAUAAUGGUGGCGGACAUGCAUGCGAUAUUUGCGGAAACAUAUUCACACAAAGACAACAACUCAAAACCCAUAUGGAUUCCGUGCAUCAUAAAAUCAAGCAUCCAUGUAAUAUAUGCAAAAAGACAUUCGCAGAAAAGGGUUAUCUCAAAAAACACAUUAAUGCGAUACAUAAUGGUUAUUCACAUGCAUGUGAUACAUGUGGCAAGACAUUUGCGCAAAAAGGUAAUCUUAAAAUCCACAUCGAUUCAGUGCACAAUGGUGUCAAACAUGUAUGUGAUAUAUGCCAAAAGAUAUUCGCAACGAAAGGUAAUUAUAAAACCCACAUCGAAUCGGUGCACAACAAAAUCACGCAUGCAUGUGAUAUAUGCCAAAAUAUAUUCUCAAGCAAAAGCAGUCUUAAAAAACACAUCGAUUCGAUGCAUAGUGGUGUCAGACAUGCAUGCGAUUUUUGCCAAAAGAAAUUCUCAGACAAGAGUAAUCUCAAAAGACACAUUAAUGCAAUGCAUAACGGUGAUUCACAUGCAUGUGAUAUUUGUGGAAAGGCAUUCACUCUAAAAGGUAAUCUUAAAACCCACAUCGAUUCGGUGCACAAUAGAGUCGGACAUGCAUGCGAUAUAUGCCAGAAGACAUUAACAAAAAAAGGUAAUCUCAAAAUUCACAUCGAUUCAGUUCAUAGAAAAAUUGCCCAUGCGUGCGAUACAUGCGGCAAGACAUUCGCCUCGAAGCAAACUCGCAAAAAGGAUUCGGUACAUGCCUCGUGUAUUGAAAUUCGAUAA